This is a messenger RNA of Beta vulgaris subsp. vulgaris (sugar beet), 1100 nucleotides long. RefSeq names its product gibberellin-regulated protein 14. NCBI's taxonomy places the organism in Eukaryota, Viridiplantae, Streptophyta, Magnoliopsida, Caryophyllales, Amaranthaceae. The coding region runs from base 100 to 795 and encodes 231 amino acids. The transcript is spliced from 3 exons. The record is from RefSeq and is a predicted model, not a curated record.
ACUUGUACUCAUCUCAUCACUCCACUACAAACACUCACUUGUAGCUUCAAUUCCUCCCCCAACUCCUUUGGAGUUGCUUUUGUUUCGUACUUAACUAAAAUGGCUUCAAACCAUUCUUACUUCCUUCUCAUUUCUCUCCUUUUGAUUGCUACUACAACAGAUGCUUAUGAUUCACCUGCACCAGCUCCUAAGAGUUACCAGCCACCAACGCCUACUAUCCCAAAACCCCCAACUUCACCACCUGUGAGGUCCUAUACCCCACCACGAACGGCGCCUUCACCAGCACCGGUGGUGGCUCCAUACCCACCAAAAGCACCAACUCCUCCAGUGGUUGCACCACACCCACCAAAGGCGCCCGUGGUGGCACCAUACCCACCAAAGGCGCCUGUGGUGGCACCAUACCCACCAAAGGCACCUGUGGUGGCACCAUACCCGCCAAAGGCGCCCGUGGUAGCGCCAAACCCGCCAAAGGCUCCCGUGGUCGCACCAUACCCUCCAAAGGCGCCAGUGGUGGCACCAUACCCACCCAAGGCACCCGUGACUCCCUACCCACCAAAGAAACCUUCCCCGGCCCCUUACUAUGGCAGUCUACCCCCGGUUAAGAAAGAAGAAUGUGUGCCUCUAUGUGAGAAAAGGUGUUCAUUGCACUCAAGGAAGAGACUGUGUGUUCGUACAUGCUCAACCUGCUGUGCAAGAUGCAAAUGCGUACCACCAGGAACUUACGGCAACAAGGAAGUUUGUGGUCGGUGCUACACAGAUAUGACCACCCAUGGAGGCAAGCCUAAAUGCCCCUAGAUUAAGCCAAUGUACCACUGCGCUACUCGUAAUUGUUGUCAUAUUAUGUGUAGUAAACUAGAAGAAUCAAAUAAUUUACUGUUUAAGUGCAUGAUUUUCUAGAUAUAUUUGUUUGUUGCUAUUACUUGCAACUAUAGCAAUAUGGGUCUACCUUACCGUGAAGGCGUGAAACAUGAUUUUGUAUGUCGGUUGUUUUGCUAGAGAUUCGCAUGCGAUGAAUAUAUUGCUCUACUUUUUAUGUAACAAUAUGGAUCUAUUGUAGAAGUACUAUACUACUAUAUAAUGGAGUACUCCAGUAUUUGUUA